Messenger RNA from Chelmon rostratus (copperband butterflyfish), 1766 nucleotides. RefSeq names its product anti-silencing function 1Bb histone chaperone (gene asf1bb). Bases 209 to 808 code for a protein of 199 amino acids. Gene Ontology annotation, biological process: DNA replication-dependent chromatin assembly. Gene Ontology annotation, molecular function: histone binding. NCBI's taxonomy places the organism in Eukaryota, Metazoa, Chordata, Actinopteri, Chaetodontiformes, Chaetodontidae. The record is from RefSeq and is a predicted model, not a curated record. Gene Ontology annotation, cellular component: nucleus. The transcript is spliced from 4 exons.
CCAGCUGCCGCCAGAGGUUCAUGUUGGUGUUUCUGGAGAAUAAAAGAAUCACACUUUAACUUUCACUCUGAAGACAGGCAACGCCAAAGCGUGCGAGCCAACCCGGGACCACAGCGACAGUGAAGUGAAGAGUGACUCAUUAAACUUUGUUCCCGCAAGAGAAAAGCUAAUUAGUUUUCCAGGUCGAGGUGCCUCAGAAGAUACUGCCAUGGCGAAGGUACAAGUGCUGAAUGUUGCUGUGCUGGACAACCCGAGCCCGUUUGGAAAUCCGUUUCAGUUUGAAAUAACGUUUGAAUGCAUGGAGGAUUUGCCGGAAGAUCUGGAGUGGAAGAUCAUCUAUGUGGGUUCAGCUGAGAGUGAGGAAUACGACCAGGUUCUGGACUCUGUUCUAGUUGGCCCGGUACCAGCUGGCAGACACAUGUUUGUGUUUCAGGCUGAUGCUCCUAACACAGGGCUGAUUCCUGAAAGUGAUGCCGUAGGGGUGACUGUAGUCCUUAUAACCUGCACAUACCGCGGACAGGAAUUCAUCCGCAUCGGUUACUAUGUCAACAAUGAAUACACAGACCCUGAACUACGGGAAAACCCACCUCUCAAACCAGACUACACCCAGCUCCAGCGGAAUAUUUUGGCCUCCAACCCCCGUGUCACCCGCUUCCACAUCAACUGGGAAGGAUUGGCAGACAAGAUGGAGGACUGCGAGAACGUUGACCCAUCGCCCAACAUCAGUGGCAUGCUCCCCCCAUCCUGUGCACCAGGGAAGAUGCCACCUCUUGGACUGAUGCCGGACAACUCCAUGGACUGCAUAUAAGAGUCAUCAGAGUAAGAUGAUGGACCAGAAGCUCUUAUCUGUACACUCACCCACAUCACUAACACACGUUUGGACAAGGAGGCAAUGGAUGCGUCUAUAUAACAUGGACAUUAACAGGAAGCAGAGACAUUAUUUUUAUACAGCAUAAACAAAUGGGAUGGAUCUGGGAUUGUUACAAACUGUUUUUCCUUCUUUUUCCACUCUCUUCGCUAACACAGAUCUGCACAACCAACAAUGCCUUAUUUAACCGUAACUCUGUCAUGGUAGAUGUUCAAGCUGAGCCAGAGAAAGCUUGAGCCAUCAGGGUGGGCUGAAUUUAAGGCGAGACCAUCGUAUCCUCACAGCCCUGAGACUUGCAUACUCAUAAGCUGACGUUGACCCGUUUGGUACCCAUACACACUUUGUCCCCUUGAGCGCAGGUCGAAGCUGUGGGCAAUGCUCUGUAUGUUGGAAUAGAUGUGGCAUUAGCCGCUCAUGGUAAAGCAUUUCUUGUCCUGAAGGUUUGUCUCCACUGAUAAAUAUUUGCAACAUCUGGAGAACCUGUGGAAGCAAAUCUUGGACUGAAAAUGAAGCCCACUUUCAGGUGCCUGUUGUAAGAAGUAGCUUUACUUACUGGAUAGUUUAUGCUGAGUACAACCUUGUGCUUGAAUGAUUUGCCCUUGAGUUAUCCAGAUAACUCAGUAAACCUGCUUCUUCAAACAGGCUUCAGUUCAGAUAAUGUUCUUUAAAAUGUUACAUAAGAUGUUUGUAAUUAUGCACAAAAGAUGCGACUACGGAGAAAUGGAUGCCAUAUUGCAGUGAAGUUGUUUGGAUGCUUUAAGCAUACUGUAAAUAAUGUUUUCCCAGUGCUUAUUUUGUCUUCGAGGUGAGAAGACAUUUUCUUUUUGUACUUAGUAUAUAUUCUCUGCCUCAAUAUUUGUAACAACAGCAAUGGACUUAAUAAAGUUUGUUUUGUGGA